Dreissena polymorpha is the source of this 2871-nucleotide messenger RNA. Its product is annotated as cysteine-rich protein 2-binding protein-like. The transcript is spliced from 21 exons. Gene Ontology annotation, molecular function: acyltransferase activity, transferring groups other than amino-acyl groups. Bases 188 to 2707 code for a protein of 839 amino acids. Lineage: Eukaryota; Metazoa; Mollusca; Bivalvia; Myida; Dreissenidae. The record is from RefSeq and is a predicted model, not a curated record.
UUAUUUUUUAUUCGAUUAAUUUAAACAGUGCUUUUUUCAAUUUCAUGCAUUUGAAUUCAUUUUGAUUUUUGACCCAAUAGUUAUUUAUCAUUGGCGGGGAAACAAAGAAGAAGAAGCAAAACAAACUAAGGCGGGGAAACAAAGAAGAAGAAGCAAAACAAACUAAGAGUGAUUCCGACCCUGUGAAAUGUCUCUGUUGUCAGGAGGACACUGUUACUGUGGGGCUCAGGAUAUAUCCACAACAUAUCACUUCAUGUGUGAUCUGUGUAAACGGAAAUUCCACGAAGAAUGUUUGAAGACGAGCUGUGUGUCGUUGCUAAAGGGAGACUACCUAUAUCACUUCAAGUGUGAGGCGUGUGGUGGAGGAGAGGAAGAAUUUACACGCAUGAGGCUGCAGUGGAUACAGGUGGUACAGUUGGCUCUGUAUAACCUCCAGUUGGCCGGUACAGGCAUGUGUGGGUACUUCCGCUGGAAAGAACACAUCUGCUCCUUCAUUGACAAACACUGGACAACAUUUUUUGGCUCGCACAGGAAGAAGACGUCUCUCUGGCACGGUACAGUUGCCGGGGUUCUGUCCUCAGGCUGCCCCAAUAUAUUCCUUUCCGGGGCCCAGGAGUUGAAGGAGACCGGCUGGUGGAGACUGGCAGAGACAAAACCACCCAGCCCACAUAAAAUUGCUACCCCCUUGAGUAAACCUGCCUCCAAGAAGAAGGAAGCCACCCCCAGUCCUACUGAGCCCCCUAAAGAGGGCCUGAGAAGUCGUCGAGGGCAGAGCUCCAUACAGGCAGCCAUGGAGCUCAAGGCAAAACGGGCCACGCUUAUGGAAGCCAAAGAGAUCAGGAAGACCAAGAUGGCAAAGACAGAGCCUGACCACGCCACAUCUGCUCCGUCACUGUCUCCUAGCAACAGUAGCAGUAGCAGCCAGUGCCCUCAAUCCCAGCAUGCAGAGCACCUGAUGUCAUCAACCCCAAUACUGAAAUCUCCUGGGAAGAUUGACGUUGGCUCAAACCUGACUUUUACCGGUCUGUUCUCACGUGGGGAAGGAAUCGUCGGCUCGGCGUCGUUUGCCAGUUCAUCAGGUUCCAUGGCAACGGGGAUGUUGGUGUCGCCAUGCUCCAGUUCGAUGCAUGAUUACAGCGACGAGAACAGUAAUGUGUCUCAGAGUAGCUACCUGACUGAGAAAGACCUUAAGCUGCAGCCCACAGUUCCCAAUCUUCUGUUAUCGGAGGACGUCUCUGGACAGGAAAUGGACGACAGUGACUUUGAGAUCGACCCUGGGACUAUGUCUCCACCCCCACCGGGCUCGCCAAUCAGAAUGCAGGAUUCUCCCACUGUCCAGGAGAUGUUGUCUGCUAUUGACUCACAUUCCUCAACUAGCCAACUUCUGUAUGAGGACAGCAGUAAUUAUGACAGCAGUUACCACGACAACAGCUACCAGGAGAGUGUCUCCAUGGAUACCAGUAUCCAGGACAAUACCAGUUGCUAUAGCAACAGUAACCAGGGCGCAGAGCAGGCCGCUUUUUUCCAGACUUACAGCACAGAAGACUGUCAAAGUGUGGAAACUGAACAAAGUAAAGACACACAAGAGGAUGAGGCAGGGUCUGUGGUGGACUCAGAGAGUGACAGUGACUCUGAUUCUGAUGCGCAGGCUGCCACAGAUGAACGGCCACCCACCGGCGCUGGCAGGAAGAGGAAGUUGAAUACCGAAUCUGAACCAGUCACCGUGAAUGUGCCAGACGUCACGUAUCAGCUGCUAAGCAACUAUGAGGAGCGACUGCUGCUACGGAAACUUGAUGCAGCGUCUCGACAAGGCACACUGCCACCACAUGUCAACAGAUUUCGACGAAAGCUCAUUGUGCGACAGUUGCAACGGGAGAAUGGUCUACCUGUGUUUGAUUUGGACGCUGAGAUGAACAAAUUGGCCCAAGUUGGUUGGGGUUUACAGACUCAUAAACAUGAUUUCCCCAAUAGCUCAGGAUUACCGGGCAGCUAUUAUCAUGGCGAUAUGAGAGUCCUAGACAAGUUUCAGAUGGACACAUUCAGCAAGUCACGGGUGCUGACUCUACAUCAGCCGUCAUUCCUGAAUCGUCUCGUGGGCUAUGAAGAUGAUCAGCUGCACAGUAUCUGUAGUCCCUACACUUCAAGAAUUCUGAAGCCAUUUAUUAGACGUGACUAUGAAUCUAGACCCUUGAAACUGAAACUUUUGGAAGAAAUCAAGGCCUAUCCACACAGAAAUGACACUUCAUGGACCCCUGACCCAAGUCCUCCUAUAGACUACUGCUAUGUGAGACCACAACACAUACCUUCUGUGAACACACUGUGCAGAGAGUUCUUCUGGCCUGGAAUAGACCUGUCCGAGUGUCUGCAGUAUCCGGACUUCAGCUGUGUGGUGCUAUUCAGGAAGAUUGUAAUUGGGUUUGGGUUCAUGGUGCCUGAUGUGAAGCAGAAUGAAGCCUACAUCUCUUUUAUCUUCACCCAUCCCGAGUGGCGUCGGGCCAACAUUGCCACCUUCAUGCUGUACCAUCUAAUUCAGACAUGCAUGGGCAAAGACGUGACGCUCCACUGCUCAGCUACUAACAACGCCAUGCUGCUGUACCAACGGUUCGGUUUUAAGCCCGAGGAGUUCAUUCUCGACUUCUAUGACAAAUACUUCCCAGCUGACACGAAAGACUGCAAGCAUGCCUUCUUUCUUAGGCUGCGCAGAUGAUACUUUGGACUUUUCAACGCUUAUUUUGUGUUUUCGUAUAAGUGAGCUGAGCUCUGGAAAAACGGGGCUUAAUGCAUGGACGUUAAGUUUCGGCCCAGAUUAGCCUGUGCAGUCCACACAGGCUAAUCAGGAACAAUACCAGGUACUUUCCGCUAAUAUGGAAU